This is a messenger RNA of Pseudovirgaria hyperparasitica, 1881 nucleotides long. RefSeq names its product kinase-like protein. The coding region runs from base 1 to 1881 and encodes 626 amino acids. Gene Ontology annotation, biological process: mitotic DNA damage checkpoint signaling; protein phosphorylation. The record is from RefSeq and is a predicted model, not a curated record. Lineage: Eukaryota; Fungi; Ascomycota; Dothideomycetes; Acrospermales; Acrospermaceae. Gene Ontology annotation, cellular component: cytoplasm; nucleus. The transcript has 3 exons. Gene Ontology annotation, molecular function: protein serine/threonine kinase activity; protein binding; ATP binding.
AUGGAUCCGGAUCAUCCAGAUAUCGUUGCUUAUCUUUACCCCGGCGACGAGUCUACGGUCCAGUUGCGAACUAUGAAAAUAGAGCAGAACAACUUUCGCACGAUACCCCCGCGUAAAGACAAGCGGUCCAAGGCUAAGAAUCCUGGGAGGCAGGUAACACACUGGGACGAGCUGGAUUACUUGCCCUGCCUGGCGAUAAGGUUUAGCGAUCCUCCUCGAAGUCGUGCCGGAUUGGUUUUUGGUAGAGGUGAGAACGCAGACGUAUUGCUGCCCAACGCGAAAGGUAUAAGUUUUAUUCACUUCAUGCUGACCUUCGACGAACACAAGGAACUCGUGGUCAGAGAUCUGGGCUCCAAGUUUGGAAUUCGAGUGAUUUACGACGACGAAGAGGGUGUUCGAGUGAAGAGUCGUGCCUGGAGCGCUCGGGGUCCGCCUUAUCUACGGCAGACUGUUCCUUGGGCGACCAUCAAGUUGGUCAACAAAGUCCAGUUCAGAAUAGUGGGAACAUUGGACCCUGACAAGCUCUUCGAAGACCUCGGUAUCCUGAGUGGCCCAUCGACUGCGAUGCCAACCCCUGGAGGGGAUCGAACACCGACAGUGCAGGAAUCCAACGGUAUAUACUGGACCAGAGAGCUUGGUAAAGGAAGCUUUGGGGUGGUCGACUACCUUUGGAAUGUUACCACUAGAGAGGAAUUUGCCAAGAAACGCCUUAAGUCCAAACGCAAAGGAGAAUUGGAACGAGAAGCCGACAUCCUGAAAACUAUAUCCCAUGACAACAUCGUUGCUUUCAAGUAUGCCACAUUCCAUGACGGACCAUCCCUUUAUUUUGAGUACGUUCCAGGAGGCGACCUGACCAAAGACCAAUACCAGAUUACGACAUCGUUUCAAAGGCGACAGAUCGCUUACCAGCUCCUCGAUGGCAUCUCGUACCUACAUGAGACCAAGUCAAUAGCACAUCGAGAUAUCAAGCCGGCGAAUAUACUGGUGCAACAUUGGAGUGCCGACAAGGUUCAUGUCAAGCUAAUCGACUUUGGUUUGUCAAAGCCAUCAGCAGACCUUCAGUCCUUCUGCGGUACUCGUUUGUACAUGGCUCCGGAGGUGUUUUGUACGCAUCUACAGAAUCGCACGAAGGGAACACAUGCCGCGAAAUACAGUCAACUGGUCGACAUUUGGUCUGUGGCUGUGCUUCUGUUCGAGCUGGAGCACAGAUCUCUACCAGAAUGGAGAUCAGAAUAUGAAUAUGCAGGUGAUCAUUGGGGGGAUAUCAUGGUCAACCGUUUCAAGAUACACCAGAGGGGCCACGAGAAAGAUCGGUUACAUAUCCUAAUAGCUCAAAUGCUAGUAGUAGAUCCGACGAAAAGGCCGUCUGCGCGAACAUGCUACGAAUUGGCACGUCCACUGGCCGUAUUAGGAGCCGAGGCUAUGGAAGGACAAGAAACCCCGAAUAAUGCUUGCAUGACACCUAGACCUGCAAAUCAACAAGCCUCCGAAGCCGAAAUCAGCGACUUCGAGCAUACUGAAAACACUACGAUCGAUGCGAAUGACAAUAAUGAAACAGUCCGAGGAUUGGGGAUGGGGUAUCCAAGAUUGUCUGGACCAACGUCGGACCUCCUUGCUGCUCUGGCCGGAGGCAACUCAGCCUCGUUCUUUGACUUGAACCCGUCAACGAUGUUUGAGUCUCAAGUGUCAAACUCUAAAACUACCACUAAGAAUACUUGCAAGACGUUACUUGUAGUCCCGCCAGUUGAUCGGAAGCGGUCGAGGCUGCAAGAGAUUCCAGACGCAGGUGAGUGUGCACCAGCCAAUCGAGAGUCAGACAGUAGGUGCGAGAAGCGAUCCAGAGUGUCGGAUCAACUUGUCCAAGACACACAUAGCUCUUGA